AUGCCACUGCACCUCUCAAAGUACGCCUCUGUGGCAGACGAGCUGUCUGUCUGCGACGGUGUUCUGCUGAAAGGCACCCAGAUGGUCAUCCCAUCGUCCCUUCGACCGGCGGUCUUGACACAGUUGCACAAAGGUCAUCAGGGCAUCAACAGGAACAAAGCCCUAGCUCGGGAGUCAGUUUGGUGGCCUGGUAUCUCGGCAGACAUCGCCUCUCUAGCCACCAACUGGAAACAGUGCGCUCCCACCCGCGUGAACUUUGCCGAGCCCCUGCUCUCCACUGCCCUACCUGGACAUCCCUGGGAAUUCCUUGGAAUGGACUUGUUCCACCUCAACGGCCAAACGUUCAUCCUCGUGGUGGAAUAUUACUCAGGGUUCCCUGAGGUGGUGACCCUGAGGAGCACGACAGCUCAGGAAGUCAUCGACGCCCUCAAAUUCAUCUUUGCCCGCCAUGGAAUGCCGCAAGAAGUCAGGUCAGACAACGGCCCACCGUUCUCCUCGUAA
This is a messenger RNA of Dermacentor albipictus, 501 nucleotides long. The record is from RefSeq and is a predicted model, not a curated record. NCBI's taxonomy places the organism in Eukaryota, Metazoa, Arthropoda, Arachnida, Ixodida, Ixodidae.